AUGCCUCCCCAAAACCUAAACAGCACAUCCUUUGCCUACACCUGGCUUCACCCUCCAAUCCUCAAAUCAACCACCCAAGGACUCAACAGCCCUCUUACCAUCCCACCCAGCGAUAUCCCCUGUUCUACCCCCGCCGAAGCUCACUCCUACGUUUACCGUAACGGCCGUUCCUUCCAAAUCUUCCCCUCAGGUUCCUCCGCCAGUAGUCCCAAUGGAUUACAUGUACUCCAACUCCAAGACUACUUCGUCCCGAAAUCCGUCAUGCACUUGUUGCAGAAGUUGAUGAAUUACGAGGUGGAUGAUAAGUGGUUACCGCUGAUGGUGAAUGAUGUGAAGGUGCCGGAAAGUGACUGGGAGUUUGAGGAGAGACUGGUCAGUACGCUAAUACCGAAUCAGAGUCGGUUUAUGGUUUCUGGAAGGUGGUUGAACUCCCAAGCCACAGAUAAGGAUGGGGAUGGGGAGGAACAGAUUCCGGUGCUGACGGGGCAGGCGUUGCCGGUUUGGAUGGCCGAUGAUGGGAGUAGCUAUAGGACGUGGAUUGGUGAGGAGAGGAAGGCGAAGGUUCAUGGGGAUCAUGAUUGUUUGAAGAAGGCAAAUACUCAAGGCUUCUACGCCAUAAGACUCAUCAGAUCCGUCCACCCCUUUAUGUCCCAAACCUCCGUCAUCCACUCAGCCAUCAACCGCAGCACCGCCCUCCUCCGCUCCCUCCGGCACGUCCCAAAUCCCCACAUAAGCCGGGACUACAAAGGCUUCUUCCAUGAGUCCACAUUCUACACUAUCCUCCCUGUCGCCACCUGGCGCCUCGAUCAUUUUCUGGGCGAUCCCUCCAUCAGAAGCCUCACAUCCCCUGGUCAUUUGCGGCCGAUCAUGGCGCAAAUCGCCCAUCUCGCGGGGGCGUUGGCUUCGAUACAUUAUAUCCCUAGCAAAUCAGGGAGCGACAACGGGAGUGAACUAUCUGGUGCGGAAAAGAAGGACAAGAAGAAGAAGGAGGGCUUCCACCUCGAUAUCCAACCCCGCAACAUCCUGGUCUUCACGGAGAACGGUGGACACGAUUUGCACUUUGAGUGGACCGGGUUCGAGUGUAGUGCUGUUGUUGAGAUGGCAGAGACACCAGAUUCGGAAGAGCCGAGGGUGGUUCCUUCAGCGUACCAGCUCUUCUCAACAAACAUGAGCCGCGUUGAUAACGAACUGUAUCAGAAAUUUCUGGAGGCGUCGAACGAGAUGUACUUUCCUCCCGAGUCGGAAGAUCUGUCGAAGACCGUCACGCAGGCGUACGAUAUGUGGUCGAUGGGUGUGCUGAUGCUGGACGUGUUGAUCUGGGGACUGUACGGGGGAAAGAAUCUGCGUAUUGAUGAUGUUUUUGGGGAGAUGGGCACUCGACGACCCCCCUCACCACUCAACACCGACCGCGACUCCGUAUCUCCCAAGGUCUUCAAACGAACCAAAAUUGACGCCGGACCCAGCAACAAAAGGCUCUACGAAACUUGCGCCGUCGACCAGGGCUGCGACGCCGAUGCCAACAUCAAUACUAACAUGGACAUUGACAUCACCCCCACUGUCAGUCCAGCUGCCAAUCCGACCCCCAACACCAGUCCCAGUGAGCCCACACCUUCGAAUAACGACAACAACAACAACAACAACAACAACAACAACAACAACAACAACAACAACAACAACAACAACAACAACAACAACAACAACAACAACAACAACAACAACAACAACAAGGGCCCUAAAACUGGAAAAGAAGGCGAACCCAAAGAAACCCGCCUCAAACCCACCGUCCCCGACAGAAUCAACCACAUCCUCGAAUCCAUCGGCUUCGACGCUCCGCGCAUCAAGCAAUGGUGCACCUGCAUCAUAAGCCUGCUAGAGCCGGAGCCGAGUAGGCGGGUGAUGACGGCGGGCGAGCUAGCCGAGCUUCUUCAGCCUGAUACGGGAUUAGAGGCCGUAUUAUAUGUGGAUGAAAUACGCCGGCUGGAUGAGACGAAGGUGCUGGAGAGUUGGUAUUAUGAGAGGAGGAGGAGAAGGGGGAGGGGAUAA
Molecule: messenger RNA, 2043 nt
Organism: Sordaria macrospora k-hell
Lineage: Eukaryota; Fungi; Ascomycota; Sordariomycetes; Sordariales; Sordariaceae
Source: RefSeq, a predicted model, not a curated record